Mesorhabditis spiculigera is the source of this 903-nucleotide messenger RNA. Lineage: Eukaryota; Metazoa; Nematoda; Chromadorea; Rhabditida; Rhabditidae. The record is from the annotation of a GenBank genome assembly.
AUGUGGCGCUGGCGCGUGCUACUCGCCGCCGCGCUUCUCGCGCCGUCCGCUUCUGCCUCCCUCUUCUUGGAGGAGAAGCGAGACGUACCAAGCGAUGUUAAUGAUUAUGAUUCACUUUUGAGGGCUCCACAGGAGGACUACAAUGAACGAUUGUGGGAGCAGCGGCUUUUGGAAGAAGAGAAUGCUAUGCAAGAUGAUGAGGCCUACCACCAGAAACUAUCCGAAAUUAUCGCUAGCUUGGCCGAGCAAGAAGCCGAGUCUCUGCCUGAACAGGAGCCCAUCGAGGCCGUCAAGCAGCAAGAGCAACAACAGCCCGAGCCGGAACCCAAUCAGCAGGGAGAGAAGGUCGAACAACAGCAGCUGGCUGAAGAAACACCUGUCGAAAAGCCGCAGAAGAAGGGCCAAAGCGAGUAUGUCUCGUUCGUUGAGCCAGAGGUUGUCUCGUACCGACAACGCGAUGUGCAGAGCCUUGAGAAGCGUCGGAUGGCCCAAUCCAUCCACGGCAACUCUUUCUCGCCUCGUGGUGACACCAACCUGACCAUGAUGGCUGUUGCCUGCGUGCUCGUCGUUGGCGUUGUUGGUGGAGCUGUUGGCGGUAUCUACUACAGGCGUCGCAAGGAGAACCCGGACGACAACGAAUAUGCGCCAUACGCCGGCACGGGACCUUUCAAGCGUGGAAAGCGCGGUGACAAGGGAGAUGAUGCCCUCGCCUACAAAGCUCAACUUCACCACUACCAACAGGCCAAGCAGAAGAUCAUUUGCGGUGACGAGGCCCCUGGCGUCGGCAUCGAAUCCGAAGACGAGGAGUGCGCCGACGACGAAAACAACUAUUCCGUCUACGAGUGCCCCGGAUUAGCCCCCACCGGUGAUAUUGAGAUCCACAACCCGAACUUCGGCCAACAG